AUGAUCGACAUUUUAGCAGUCACUAUAUUGGCUUUUCUUUUUGCUUAUGUCUGCUGGGACAUAGGCAGGGAUGGUAUCUUCAUGGAUUUAUUCAGUCGAAAGACCGAUAUACAAACUCGGCUUUCGGCUGUUAACCAGAUUAAGACUGAACCCGACGUUUCUUGCGCAACCAAACUUGCAAUGGACAAAGGUGUUUCGACUCCCAGCGGAGAUGACUUGAACCAACAAAUUGGUCUUCCUUUGAUGGCGAAAGACGAUGAUCAAAGCCUGACUGUAUUGGAAAAAGAACGCUUGGAAAAUGAGUUGAGUCUAGUUCAAUCCAAACUGACAGACUCCUCAUCAAAGUUGCAAAUAUUUCAGAACGUACACGACGAGUUGGCAACUACCAAAAUCGAACUGGAAGAAAAUAAAAAGAGUACUGACAUUACAGAGAAAAAUCUUCGCUUGACAAAUGAUGACUCGCGGUUAAGGCGAAAAAUUGAAGACCGGGAUAGAAUUAUCGAAUCCAGUGCGAUUGAUCAAAACCUGAUUGUAUUGGAAAACGAACGUUUGAAGAAUGAGUUGAGUUUGCUUCAAUCCGAAUUGACAGACUCCUCAUCAAAGCUGCAAAUGUUUCAGAACGUACACGACGAGUUGGCAACUACCAAAAGCGAACUGGAAUAUAGCAAACGUGUAAUAACUGAAAUCAGCGAGUUAAAUCUCCGCUUAACAUAUGAGGAAUUGGAAAAAGAACGCUUGGAGAAUGAGUUGAUUCUAGUUCAAUCCCAACUGACAGAUUUCCAUUCUCAGGUGCGACAAUUCCACAUCGAGUUGGAACCUAUCAUAUGCGAACUAGAGGAAAAGAAACGUGUCAUUACUGACAUUACAAAGAAAAAUCUCCGCUUGACAAAUCAGGAUUCGCGUCUGAGGCGAGAAAUAGAAGACAGGAAUAGACUGAUCGCAUUCAGUCAGGCGGAAGUGGAAAAACUACGAGUAUCCCUUAACAACCAUACCGACACAAUCGAGCAACUACUGGAUCAUAUUCUGAGUAGUCAAACCCCGAAGAAUGACGAGGAAGUAAGAAUUGAAGUCGAAAAACCCAAUGAGAUCCCGGCGGCGAUAGAACAAGUUAAAACUCUCCAAAACAACCCAGAGAGUCUCAAGUUUCAAACGCUGGAAGCUAUUCUCACCAUCGAGAAUUUAUCUGACGAAAUUAUGGUCGAGAAUCAGGAACUGGAUGAAGCACCAGGAGAGCCAGUUUCUGAACCCAUAAACAUUCCGGUUGAAGAACAUCCAUCCAACCAACAACUUGGAAUGGAAAAGAAACAGCCAAAGAGUCUGUCGGAGAGUAUGGCCGAGACCAUUGUCGACACCGGAAAUGUGACUAACAAAGAUCCGGUGGGUGAAACCGAACUACUUGAAAUUGCGGAAGAGUCGAUUAUACCUGAGGAAAGUGAAGAAGUUGAGGAACAACCACCAGCAGAGGCUCAAUCAAAGAGCACUGAUAAUCAAUUCUGUCAUAAGCCUGAAGAUCCACAGGUAGAGCCCCAAAUUACCGAACAAUCUGAACUUUUAAAUAAUCGGGCAAUGGAUGAGAGACCGGAAGAACCCAGCACAGAGAUCGUUCAUAAACCCAAGGACACUCCGGCUCAAGUACCUCUGUCUAGCGCACAUGAACUUGAAAAGGACGAAAAAAGGGCGGAACCGAAGAGUCUGAACGAGAAUUGGCAUCAGACGAUUGACGAUACCAGAAAUGUGACUAACGAAGAUCCAGUGCUGGGUGAAAAUGAACAACUUGAAAUCGCCGAAGACACGAUUAUACCUGAGGAAAGUGAACAAGUUAAGGAACAGAUAUCAAAGGCUCAGUCCAAGAGCACUGAUAAUCAAUUCCGUCCUAAGGCUAGAGAUCCACAGGUACAGCCCCAAAUUCCCGAAAAAUCUGAAUUGAUCAAAAAGAUUGACAUUCAACCCCGCCAAGUACCAAAAGACCCACACGCAUUGCCCCCAAUAGCCGAAAAAUCUCAACUUCUACAAAAUCGGGCAAUGGAUGAGAAACCGAAAGCAGAACCACAGCCGCUACCUGAUUGCAAGGAAGGAAAUCAGAGAACCGGGAAAUUCAAAAUCAGAGUUCGGAGGGGAGUAAACUUUCCGGAAGCCAAGGCUUCUGACAACUAUUACGUUUCGGUUUCCAUCAUGUGGGCCGAGGAUGGGCAAGGCAAGGCUCACGUUAAGGACAAGAAAAUCAGCAAAUCCAAAACGGUCGUCGGCAUCCAGCCGGAGUGGAACGAAGAUUUUACCAUCGAGACUCCAGAUCCCGAAUGGUGUCUAAUGACAAUCAAACUGAAAAAGUCAUCGAAAUUGGGUUUGAAGAAGUCCACGGUUGGAUCCGUUGUAGAUUACGCCUCCGCAUUGAGAGUCAAUCGAGUCAAUAGGCUGCAACUAUUUAAAAAAAGUUGCGAUCCAGUGGGCGACGCCUAUCUUGAGUUGGAGAUAAAAUACCUGCCGGAAGUCAUUCCACGUUCAGAACCCAAGGGCACUCCGGCUAAAGUACCCCCGUCUAACAACAAGAAGAAUGACAAUCAGCCCCUCCAUAAACCAAAAGACCCACACGCAUUGCCACCAAAUCCCGAAAAAUCGCAACUUCCACUGAAACGCGCGAUGGAUGAGAAACCGAAAGCUCCAGCAGAGUCGCUACCUGAUUGCAAGGAAGGAAAUCAGACACCCAAGGAUUUGAAAAUCAGAGUUCAGAGGGGAGUAAAUCUGCCGGAAGCCAAGGAUUCUGACCAAUAUUACGUUUCCAUGCAGGUCCAGGAAGGGAGCGACACGAUCCGCCAACAGGACAAGAAAGUCGGCAAAUCUAAAACGAUCCGCGGCAGCCAGCCCGAGUGGAACAAAGAUUUUACCAUCAAGACUACAAAUCCGGAAGAGUGUCAAAUGACCAUAAAAGUAAAAAAGUCGGCGAAAUUGGGUUUGAAGGAGUCCACGGUGGGAUUCGUUAAACUUGACGUGUCCAGCUUGAACGACGGCCUCAAUAAGCUGCAACUCUACGACAAGUCUAACAAUCCAGUGGGCAAAGCUUGUCUUGAGGUGGAGAUUACCAGUUCGGCCAAAGUCUAA
This is a messenger RNA of Daphnia pulicaria, 3096 nucleotides long. RefSeq names its product FK506-binding protein 5-like. The transcript is spliced from 2 exons. Bases 1 to 3096 code for a protein of 1031 amino acids. Lineage: Eukaryota; Metazoa; Arthropoda; Branchiopoda; Diplostraca; Daphniidae. The record is from RefSeq and is a predicted model, not a curated record.